AUGGAGAAAAAAUAUCCAGCAAUUGCAGGAAGAGAAAAAGGACCUGGACCUGGACGUUAUGGUCUUCCUCCCACCAUUGGAUAUAUCGGCCAUGACUUCACCAAGCCCACUAGCCCCGCUUAUUCUUUCCACGGCAGGAUGAGUGACAACAUGUACUGUGUAGACUCCAGUCCUGGACCUCAGUACCAUAUUGAUGCCCAAAUUACGCGCUUUGGAAAGGACGGCACUCCUGCGUACUCAAUGUUGGGUAGAGUGAAAGCACAGAAGGAGCUACUACAGACCCCAGGUCCAGGUGCAUAUAGCCCUGAACGAGCCCCCCCAUGUAACCUCCAGCGCAGACCCCCAUGCUACACAAUGGGUUAUCGCACUCACUACCGCAGCGUGGACACAGUACCUGCUCCUAAUAAGUACUGCCUCCCUCCGCUCAUGGGCCCCCACAUUCCAAACAAGCCAGCCAGUGCAAGCUACACCAUGUCAGCCAGUUACCCCACUGGUGGACCGUCUGUGGACCUCACCAAGACACCGGGGCCAUGCAGAUACAACAGCACAGACCCAAGUGUUUAUUUACCCCGACGACCCGCCUUCUCCAUGCUGGGGCGCCACAGUCUACCGAAAGAUAGCACAAAAAAACCUGGUCCCGGAACGUAUAACCCAGAGAAGGUGACAGUUCACAAGGCCCGGGCCCCGGCGUACUCCUUAGGCAUCAGACACUCGGAAUUUAUCACACCACUAAUUGUGAAUGUUUCUGAUUAA
Messenger RNA from Sphaeramia orbicularis (orbiculate cardinalfish), 753 nucleotides. RefSeq names its product CIMAP1 family member D (gene cimap1d). The record is from RefSeq and is a predicted model, not a curated record. NCBI's taxonomy places the organism in Eukaryota, Metazoa, Chordata, Actinopteri, Kurtiformes, Apogonidae. Gene Ontology annotation, cellular component: cytoskeleton. The transcript has 4 exons. The coding region runs from base 1 to 753 and encodes 250 amino acids.